Molecule: messenger RNA, 1839 nt
Organism: Durio zibethinus
Lineage: Eukaryota; Viridiplantae; Streptophyta; Magnoliopsida; Malvales; Malvaceae
Product: berberine bridge enzyme-like 8
Molecular function (GO): oxidoreductase activity; FAD binding
Source: RefSeq, a predicted model, not a curated record
AUAAAUUCAAGAAAUUAAACAUGGGAAUUUUAAGGCCUGCUGUUGUUACUCUACUUUCUGUUCUUCUUUUUAUUUCAUUUCGGGAAACAUCUGCUUCGGAUUCAUUCCAGGAAACCUUUCUUCAAUGUCUUUUAGACAAUUCUCAUCCAUCUCAUCCCAUCUCUGCAGCGAUCUUCACUCCUCAAAAUCCCUCAUAUUCCUCUGUUCUUCAAUCCUCCAUUCGAAAUCUUCGAUUUAAUGAGACCUCCACCCCAAAACCAUUCCUUAUUCUCACUGCAUUGCAUCAGUCCCAUAUCCAAGCUGCCAUUGUUUGUGCCAAAAAGGAUAACAUUCAAAUGAAAAUUCGAAGUGGGGGCCAUGACUAUGAGGGCUUAUCAUAUGUUGCUACUGUUCCUUUUUUUGUCCUUGACAUGUUCAAUCUUCGAUCCAUUGACGUAGAUGUAGCAAACGAGACUGCAUGGGUUGAGACUGGAGCAACCCUUGGUGAAGUUUACUACAGAAUCUCUGAGAAGAGCAAAAUACAUGGCUUCCCAGCUGGUGUUUGUCCCACAGUGGGCGUCGGUGGUCACUUUGGUGGGGGUGGCUAUGGUAAUAUGAUGAGAAAAUAUGGCCUUUCUGUAGAUAACAUCGUCGAUGCAUAUUUUAUUGAUGUUAAUGGCAGAUUUCAUGAUAGAAAAUCCAUGGGUGAAGAUAUUUUCUGGGCCAUUAGAGGAGGAGGAGCAGCAAGCUUUGGUGUCGUUCUUGCAUACAAAAUUAAGUUGGUUCGUGUUCCUGAAACAGUCACUGUCUUUCGGGUUGAAAAAACUCUGGAAGAAAAUGCAACGGAUAUUGUUGACCAGUGGCAACGUGUUGCAGAUAAGCUUCCAGAAGACCUCUUUGUCAGACUUAUCUUGGAUGUAGUAAAUAGCAGUAGAAGUGGUGAAAAGACCGUGCGGGCUGCAUUCAUUUCCUUGUUCCUUGGAGACUCUAACAGACUUCUUUCUAUCAUGAAUGAGAGGUUUCCUGCACUGGGUUUAUCUCAAUCGGAUUGCAUUGAAACAACCUGGGUUCAAUCGGUCCUUUACUGGACCAACAUUCCCAUCGAGAGAGAAACGGAUAUUUUGUUAGAUCGAACCCCUUCGUCAUUGGUUUUUCUGAAGAGGAAAUCAGACUACGUGAAGGAACCAAUUCCAAAGGCUGGUUUGGAGUGGCUUUGGAAAAGAAUGAUUGAACUACGGGUGCCACAAAUGCUAUUCAAUCCUUACGGUGGGAGAAUGGCUGAAAUUCCAUCGACAGCAACUCCAUUCCCACACAGAGCUGGAAACUUGUGGAAGAUUCAAUACGUAACAAAUUGGAAUGAAGGUGGGGCUGAAGCAGCAGAGCAUUACAUAGGUUUGACAAGGAAGCUCCAUGGAUACAUGUCUCGUUUUGUGUCAAAGAACCCAAGGGAGGCAUUUCUGAAUUACAGAGACAUUGACUUAGGUGUCAACCACAAUGGAAGAGAAAGCUACAUGGAAGGAAGGGUUUAUGGGAUCAAGUAUUUUAAGGGUAACUUCAACAGAUUGGUCCAUAUUAAGACUAGGGUUGAUCCUGCUAAUUUCUUUAGAAAUGAACAAAGCAUUCCCACUCUUCCGUAUUAAGAGUGGGAACUGAAUUUAUGCUGGCAGAUAUAUCAUCUAUGUAUUCAUUAAUUAAUUAUCUGUCCAUAACUGUAUUUCGUUUGCUACACUAUAGAAAUAAAACAAAUUAAAGAUGUUGUGGAAGGAAGGUGAUUUAAGGAAAAGAAAAUAAAUAUUGUAGUUGUCAAAGACUUCGUCAAAUUCGUGGUGAUUUAAGGAAAAGAAAAUAAAUAUUGUAGUU